AUGCAAACUGCGGAUCCGCAACAACAGGCGCAGCAGGCGCAGCAAGCGCUGCAGAAGCGCAAGGGUCCCGGCGAUCCCGCGGCGGGGUCCGCGCUUCACGCCUGCAGCGCGCCGACGGAUCUGGCGGGAAACCCGUUGCGCCGAACGCUGUGGAUUCGCUUCAAGCACGGGCGGCCGACGGAGGUGGAGCUGGAAGAGGACGAGCUGCACAUCGACCACCUGAAGAAACGCCUGAAGCUGCUAUUUCCGAAGAUGCUGGGCCACGUGGAAGUGUUUGAGUUUUCAAUAAGGCACUCUGCUGCGGAUCAUGGCUGCGUACCCGAGGAUUUCCCGUUGGAUCACCUGCGGGAGGGGAAUCGCGCUGCUGCUCCACUGCUCGUCGAUGCGCCGGAGCCAACGUCAAUGCACCGUUCGUGGUCCUCGCUGCUCCAUUCCGCCUCGGCGUUGGUUGCUGUUGCUGCCCCGACAGCAGCAACGUCGCCCCACAGUCAGGGCUCGUUGCAAGUGCAUGGAGCUCAUGGGAUGAUGCCAUCCGCCAAUGGAACGCUAACUCUGCAGAUGGUGCCAACGCCACCGGAUAGGCUCACAGCUCCCAACCUUGCAUCUGCUGCCCUGGUUGCAGUGGCUCCGCCGGUGUGCCUCGACCCUGCAGCAGGCCCGGGGGGAGUGAACCUCUCAUACGUGGUGGACGGUGGCCGCGACGACGCGUUUGGUGCUAUGGGCGCGGUACCAGGCUCGCUCGCGGGGAAGGGGAUAGGCAUGGGCCCAGGCGGGAUGGGCGGGGGUGGCAUGCACUGCGAUCCUGACGAUAUGCGGCAGCUGUUUCACCCAGAAGCAGCACCGCCGCCCCCAGCAGAAGUCAAGGUCGGAGGGAGGAAACGGAAAAACGCUGCUGGGGGUGGAGCGGGGGGCGCGGGAGGAGCUGGGGGAUCGGGUGGUAUGGCGCAUCUUGGGGCCAACGGGCUGACGGAGAUCUCUCCAAAUAGUCGCAGCAAGAAGGCAGCGGAUGGGCUACACAAGGGGCAGAGCAUCAUCAUGCGUUACAACAACGAGGACGUGGCCAAGGCUCGCAUAGUCUCGUGUGAACGGAGUGGAUUCUGCAAGGUGCGGCUGCACAGCCUGAUAACAGACGGCAGUACGCUGCUGUAUGAGAACAGCCUGCCUUCUGGCCUGCGCAUCCCGCUCAGUGAGGUGGGCUCACAGGAGUUUUUGUGGCCGCGGGCAGACUGUCGCAGGGACUACUACUCAUACAGCGAGAAAGCUGACAACUCGCAAGCCUCUUCUUGA
Molecule: messenger RNA, 1287 nt
Organism: Closterium sp. Naga37s-1
Lineage: Eukaryota; Viridiplantae; Streptophyta; Zygnematophyceae; Desmidiales; Closteriaceae
Source: the annotation of a GenBank genome assembly